AUCCAGUCUGUAAUCGGUGUGUUAUCCCUUGUGGUGUUGCCAGGUUGGAUCCCAUCCUGUAUAAGAAGUGUCAGGGCGAUGCCUCCCAGCUCUGCCACACUCACGGCUGGAACGAGACCAGUGACAUGCUGCCCACUGGCGCCAUCUUCUCCUGUUUGUAUCGCCACGCCUACCGCUCUGUGGAGCAGGGCCGCAGGCUCUCCAGAGACUGCAAGGUGGAGGUGCAGAGGAUUCUCCACCAGAGGGCACUGGACGUGAAGCUGGACCCUGAGCUUCAGAGACGCUGUAUGGCAGACCUGGGGAAGUGGUGCAGCGAGAAGACAGAGUCCGGACAGGAGCUGGAGUGUCUGCAGGACCACCUGGAGGAUCUGAUAUCAGAGUGCAGGGACGUGGUGGGAAACCUGACUGAGCUGGAGUCAGAGGUAUUAACC
Messenger RNA from Monopterus albus (swamp eel), 431 nucleotides. Its product is annotated as Golgi apparatus protein 1-like. Gene Ontology annotation, cellular component: Golgi membrane. Lineage: Eukaryota; Metazoa; Chordata; Actinopteri; Synbranchiformes; Synbranchidae. The record is from RefSeq and is a predicted model, not a curated record. Gene Ontology annotation, molecular function: fibroblast growth factor binding. The annotation marks the transcript as partial. The transcript is spliced from 2 exons.